AUGUCAAGAUCUUUCAGCAUUCUAUAUGUGUUAGCAGCAGCCAACUUGGCGUCUCUAGCAGAUAGUCAUGGAUAUAUGAACAUACCCUCUAGUCGAACAAGCAUCGGCCAUUCAGUCGGCAUCGACACAUGUCCCGAAUGUACUAUUCUCGAGCCCGUCACCUCAUGGCCCGAUCUCGACUCUGCUCCAGUUGGACGCAGCGGUCCUUGCGGCUACAACGCUCGCGUCAGCGUAGACUACAACUACCCCUCCACAAACUGGGGCAAUACUCCCGUCACCACCUACACAGCUGGUCAAACCGUCGAUGUGCAAUGGUGCGUCGACAACAACGGAGACCACGGCGGCAUGUUCAGCUGGCGCAUCUGUCAAGACCAAUCUAUCGUGAACAAACUCAUCACUCCGGGAUACAUCCCCACGGAUAUCGAAAAACAAGCCGCGGAAGAUUGUUUCGACGCCGGUUUGCUCCCCUGUACAGAUGUCACCGGCGCCACCUGCGACUACAACGCCGAUUGCACAUCCGGUCAAGCAUGCUGGCGCAACGACUGGUUUACCUGCAAGGGGUUCAACAGCGGAACACGAUGUCAAGGCGUAGAUAACUCCGCGCUCGGCUCCUGCUAUACUUCCAUCGCAGGCGGAUAUACAGUGACCAAGAAAGUGAAGAUUCCAAACUAUGCAUCGAAUCACACACUCAUAUCUCUGAAAUGGAAUUCCUUCCAAACGGGACAGAUCUAUCUGACCUGUGCCGAUAUCGCGAUUGUUGGUUCUGGGAGCGGUGGUGGUGGCUCUUCCAGUACCACGAGCAAAACAUCUUCUAUCUCCACUACCCUUAGCACUUCCACCAAAUCUACCACCAGCACCAGCACCACCACAUCCUGCACCUCCACCCCCUCACUAAUCCCCAUAACCUUCAACACUCUCGUCACCACGACCUACGGGCAAACCAUCAAAGUAGCCGGCUCCAUCGCCGCCCUCGGAAACUGGGAUGUAUCUGCCGCUCUCGCCUUAUCAGCAGUCAACUACACGAGUGCGAAUCCAUUGUGGACGGGAACCGUCUUGUUGCCUCCGGGUCAGGUGGUGCAGUAUAAGUAUGUGAAUGUGGCGAGUGGGGGGACGGCGACGUGGGAAAGUGAUCCGAAUCGCGUUUUUACGGUGCCGGCGGGUUGUGCGACGAAGGGGACGGUGGGGGAUACUUGGAGAUAG
Messenger RNA from Botrytis fragariae, 1200 nucleotides. RefSeq names its product putative starch binding domain-containing protein. The record is from RefSeq and is a predicted model, not a curated record. Lineage: Eukaryota; Fungi; Ascomycota; Leotiomycetes; Helotiales; Sclerotiniaceae. Gene Ontology annotation, molecular function: starch binding. Bases 1 to 1200 code for a protein of 399 amino acids. The transcript has 2 exons.